Messenger RNA from Phyllostomus discolor (pale spear-nosed bat), 4986 nucleotides. It is a transcript of the gene SF3B1, whose product is annotated as splicing factor 3b subunit 1. NCBI's taxonomy places the organism in Eukaryota, Metazoa, Chordata, Mammalia, Chiroptera, Phyllostomidae. Gene Ontology annotation, biological process: spliceosomal complex assembly. Gene Ontology annotation, molecular function: mRNA binding. Gene Ontology annotation, cellular component: U12-type spliceosomal complex; catalytic step 2 spliceosome; U2-type prespliceosome. The record is from RefSeq and is a predicted model, not a curated record.
GCCUCGCGCCGGAACUCUUCCCAGGAUUCGUCAACUGCCGCUGUUCUUUGGGCACUGCUUUCGGUCGCGAGGUUCGGCUCAUGAGUUUAUCCCAAGGCGGAAGGAAGCCGGGUUUUCUGUGUUAAUUGUAUAACUGCCCAAACCGGUAGCUGCUUUGUCACGUGUCACUCCACGAAGCGCGUUCCCGCUUAGCUCAUGCGCAGAGAUCAGCCCACAUCUAUUUUUCUCCGUGGCAGCGGGGACGAGCGGAAGUUCUUGGGAGCGCCAGUUCCGUCUGUGUGUUCGAGUGGACAAAAUGGCGAAGAUUGCCAAGACUCACGAAGAUAUCGAAGCACAGAUUCGAGAAAUCCAAGGCAAGAAGGCAGCUCUUGAUGAAGCUCAAGGAGUGGGCCUUGAUUCUACAGGUUAUUAUGACCAGGAAAUAUAUGGUGGAAGUGACAGCAGAUUUGCUGGAUAUGUGACAUCAAUUGCUGCAACUGAACUUGAAGACGAUGAUGAUGACUACUCUUCAUCUACAAGUUUGCUCGGUCAGAAGAAGCCAGGAUAUCAUGCCCCUGUGGCAUUGCUUAAUGAUAUACCACAGUCAACGGAACAGUAUGAUCCAUUUGCGGAGCACCGACCUCCGAAGAUUGCAGACCGAGAAGAUGAAUACAAAAAGCACAGGCGAACCAUGAUAAUUUCCCCAGAACGUCUUGAUCCUUUUGCAGAUGGAGGGAAAACCCCUGAUCCUAAAAUGAAUGCUAGGACUUACAUGGAUGUAAUGCGGGAACAGCAUUUGACUAAAGAAGAGAGAGAAAUUAGGCAACAACUAGCAGAAAAAGCUAAAGCUGGAGAACUAAAAGUUGUAAAUGGAGCAGCAGCGUCCCAGCCUCCCUCAAAACGAAAACGGCGCUGGGAUCAAACAGCUGAUCAGACUCCUGGUGCCACUCCCAAGAGCUGUCAAUUGGGAUCAGCAGAGACCCCUGGACAUACACCUUCUUUAAGAUGGGAUGAGACACCAGGUCGUGCAAAGGGAAGUGAGACUCCUGGAGCAACCCCAGGCUCAAAAAUAUGGGAUCCUACACCUAGUCACACACCAGCAGGAGCUGCUACUCCUGGACGGGGUGACACACCAGGUCAUGCAACACCAGGCCAUGGAGGUGCAACUUCCAGUGCUCGUAAAAACAGAUGGGAUGAGACCCCCAAAACAGAAAGAGAUACUCCUGGGCAUGGAAGUGGAUGGGCUGAGACGCCUCGAACAGAUCGAGGUGGAGAUUCAAUUGGUGAAACACCCACUCCUGGAGCCAGUAAAAGAAAGUCACGUUGGGAUGAAACACCAGCUAGUCAGAUGGGAGGAAGCACUCCUGUUCUGACCCCUGGAAAGACACCAAUUGGCACACCAGCCAUGAACAUGGCUACCCCUACUCCAGGUCACAUAAUGAGUAUGACUCCUGAACAGCUUCAGGCUUGGCGGUGGGAGAGAGAAAUUGAUGAGAGAAAUCGCCCACUUUCUGAUGAAGAGUUAGAUGCUAUGUUCCCAGAAGGAUAUAAGGUACUCCCUCCUCCAGCUGGUUAUGUUCCUAUUCGAACUCCAGCUCGAAAGCUGACAGCAACUCCAACACCUUUGGGUGGUAUGACUGGUUUCCACAUGCAAACUGAAGACAGAACUAUGAAAAGUGUUAAUGACCAACCAUCUGGCAAUCUUCCAUUUUUAAAACCUGAUGAUAUUCAGUACUUCGAUAAACUCUUGGUUGAUGUUGAUGAAUCAACACUUAGUCCAGAAGAGCAGAAAGAGAGAAAAAUUAUGAAGUUGCUUUUAAAAAUUAAGAAUGGAACACCUCCAAUGAGAAAGGCUGCACUGCGUCAGAUUACUGACAAAGCUCGUGAAUUUGGAGCUGGUCCUUUGUUUAAUCAGAUUCUUCCUCUGCUGAUGUCUCCUACACUUGAGGAUCAAGAACGUCAUUUACUUGUCAAAGUUAUUGAUAGAAUAUUAUACAAACUUGAUGAUUUAGUUCGACCAUAUGUGCACAAGAUCCUUGUGGUCAUUGAACCAUUGAUUGAUGAAGAUUACUAUGCUAGAGUGGAAGGCCGAGAGAUUAUUUCUAAUUUGGCAAAGGCUGCUGGUCUGGCUACUAUGAUCUCUACCAUGAGACCUGAUAUAGAUAACAUGGAUGAAUAUGUUCGUAACACAACAGCCAGAGCUUUUGCUGUUGUAGCUUCUGCCCUGGGCAUUCCUUCAUUAUUGCCUUUCUUAAAAGCUGUUUGCAAAAGCAAGAAAUCCUGGCAAGCAAGACACACUGGUAUUAAGAUUGUACAGCAGAUAGCUAUUCUCAUGGGCUGUGCCAUCUUGCCACAGAGAAGUUUGGUUGAAAUCAUUGAACACGGUCUUGUGGAUGAGCAGCAGAAAGUUCGGACCAUUAGUGCUUUGGCCAUUGCUGCCUUGGCUGAAGCAGCAACUCCUUAUGGCAUUGAAUCUUUUGAUUCUGUGUUAAAGCCUCUAUGGAAAGGUAUCCGCCAACACAGAGGAAAGGGUCUGGCUGCCUUUUUAAAGGCUAUUGGGUAUCUUAUUCCUCUCAUGGAUGCAGAAUAUGCCAACUACUAUACUAGAGAAGUGAUGUUAAUCCUUAUUAGAGAAUUCCAAUCUCCUGAUGAAGAAAUGAAGAAAAUUGUGCUGAAGGUGGUAAAGCAGUGUUGUGGAACAGAUGGUGUGGAAGCAAACUACAUUAAAACAGAUCCUCCUUUUUUUAAACACUUCUGGCAACACAGGAUGGCUUUAGAUAGAAGAAAUUACCGACAGUUAGUUGAUACUACUGUGGAAUUGGCAAACAAAGUAGGUGCAGCAGAAAUUAUAUCCAGAAUUGUGGAUGAUCUGAAGGAUGAAGCUGAACAGUACAGAAAAAUGGUGAUGGAAACAAUUGAGAAAAUUAUGGGCAACUUGGGAGCAGCAGAUAUUGAUCAUAAACUUGAAGAACAACUGAUUGAUGGUAUUCUUUAUGCUUUCCAAGAACAGACUACAGAGGACUCAGUAAUGUUGAAUGGGUUUGCAGUGGUCAAUGCUCUUGGCAAACGAGUUACUUACUUGCCUCAGAUCUGUGCGGUUUUGUGGCGUUUAAAUAACAACAGCAAAGUUAGGCAACAGGCAGCUGACUUGAUCUCUCGUACGGCUGUUGUCAUGAAGACUUGUCAGGAGAGGAAAGUUGAUGGGUCACUUGGGUGUUGUUUGUAUGAGUAUUUGGGUGAAGAGUAUCCUGAAGUAUUGGGAAGCAUUGGAGCACUGAAGGCCAUUGUAAAUGUAAUAGGUAUGCAUAAGAUGACCCCACCAAUUAAGGAUCUGCUGCCUAGACUCACUCCCAUCCUAAAGAACAGGCAUGAAAAAGUACAGGAGAAUUGUAUUGAUCUUGUUGGACGUAUUGCUGACAGGGGAGCUGAAUAUGUGUCAGCAAGGGAAUGGAUGAGGAUUUGCUUUGAGCUUUUAGAGCUCUUGAAAGCUCACAAAAAAGCUAUUCGUAGAGCUACAGUCAACACAUUUGGUUAUAUUGCAAAGGCCAUUGGCCCUCAUGACGUAUUGGCUACACUUUUAAACAACCUCAAAGUUCAGGAAAGGCAGAACAGAGUUUGUACCACUGUGGCAAUAGCUAUUGUCGCUGAAACGUGUUCACCCUUCACAGUACUACCUGCCUUAAUGAAUGAAUACAGAGUUCCUGAACUGAAUGUUCAAAAUGGAGUGUUAAAAUCACUUUCCUUCUUGUUUGAAUAUAUUGGUGAAAUGGGAAAGGACUAUAUUUAUGCUGUAACACCAUUACUUGAGGAUGCUUUAAUGGACAGGGACCUUGUACACAGACAGACAGCUAGUGCUGUGGUACAGCACAUGUCACUUGGGGUUUAUGGAUUUGGUUGUGAAGAUUCACUGAAUCACUUGUUGAACUAUGUAUGGCCCAAUGUGUUUGAGACAUCGCCCCAUGUGAUUCAGGCAGUUAUGGGAGCCCUGGAGGGCUUGAGAGUUGCUAUCGGACCAUGUAGAAUGCUACAGUAUUGUUUACAGGGUUUGUUUCACCCAGCCCGGAAGGUCAGAGAUGUGUAUUGGAAAAUUUACAACUCCAUCUACAUUGGUUCACAGGAUGCUCUCAUAGCACAUUACCCAAGAAUCUACAAUGAUGAUAAGAACACCUAUAUUCGUUAUGAACUUGACUAUAUCUUAUAAUUUUGUUUAUUUUGUGUUUAAUGCACAGCUAUUUCACACUUUAAACUUGCUUCAAUUUGGUGAUGUAAACUUUUAAACAUUGCAGAUCAGCGUAGAACUGGUCAUAGAGGAAGAGCUAGAAAUCCAGUAGCAUGAUUUUUAAAUAACCUGUCUUUGUUUUUGAUGUUAAACAGUAAAUGCCAGUAGUGACCAAGAACACAGUGAUUAUACACACUAUACUGGAGGAAUUUCAUUUUUAAUUCAUCUUUAUGAAGAUUUAGAAUUCAUUCCUUGUGUUUAAAGGGAAUGUUUAAUUGAGAAAUAAACAUUUGUGUACAAAAUGCUAACUUGUGUGUGUUUUUUGAACAUGACUUGUAAAAUUCGGAACUUUGAUAAAGUACUGGUUUGUGUAGAGUAAGUGGCUUAAUUUGAUUUUCUGUCACCUGGUUUAUAGAAAGAAUAUAAACUAUAUAAAGUGAUGGUGUCUUUGUCAAAAUUUCAUUGUUCUCCUGAUAAUGAGAAGAGUAGCUUUGGGGGUGUUCAUCUCAAACUAGCACAACCGUUCCAUCACCGUGGGAAAUAUAUCACCUUUGCUGGACUGUCUUGAAUAUUUUUUGCAUUUACAUAGCGCCUUUCAUCUCUGGAUUUCUCAAAAUGCUUUAUGAGCGUGUUUAAGGGAAGUGGUUCAAGUCAUGUCCAACUCUUGAUGAGUCUGUGUUUAGAAAAUGGGGACGGUAUCUUUAUUUCAAAACUGCUUUACCUAUUGGGAAUGAGGCUACCUAAGUAAUGCUACUAGAGUAAGACAGUCUUUGGGCUCUUUUCCAUGU